AGAUAUGAAGGGGCUCUCCAUCCUGCUGGGAUUCCAGAUGCUGCUGUUCACAGCGAUGCUGGUUUCAGCUGUUGAGAUGAAGGAUCGUAUAGAGAGAGGUGUUGAGGACUAUUAUGAGAGGAUGAGAAGAAGCAGUGAAAUGGAGAUGAUGGGAGACGUUAACGAGGAGAGGAGAGCUUUAGAUGAUGAUGAUGAUGAUGAUUAUAAAGGGAUGGAGGCCAGCGAGCGCAGAAAAGAUGAAAAGAUAAAGAGAGCAGUCGGUCACGUUGCUACAGACAGGAUUGAUCAAGCUGCUGAGGCCAGCGUUGAUGAGAAUAUGAGCAGCGACAGUGAAGAUAUUUCAGAUGAUGAGAGGAUGAAUAAAGUCAAGAUGAAAGAGACAAUGAAGCCUUCUGUUGAAAACAGUCCAGACGAUGAAGACAAUCUGUAUCGAGCCAGUGCUGAAGGUUCAAAAAGAAAGAUAAGAGCUCAUGAGGAUUCUGAUAACAAUAGGGUGAAUAUCGCUGGUGGGGCCAAUUUUAAAGAUAGGUUGAUAAGAGCCAUUGAAAAGAAGCAAAAAGUACAUCAUAACAAAGCCAAUGGUUGCAAGAUGAAAAAACAUCAGAAGAAAACAGCUGACAACACCAAAGAGGAAGAAAAGACGAAGACAGCAGCUGCUGAGAGUGUCGCGUAUGAGAGGAUGAAGAGAGCCGUCGAUGAUUUGAUUAACAAAGCUGCUGACAAUGAAGAUGAGGAAAGAAUGAGAAGAGCCUGGCGAUGAUGGUACCCAGG
Messenger RNA from Acipenser ruthenus (sterlet), 771 nucleotides. RefSeq lists its product as uncharacterized. The coding region runs from base 5 to 760 and encodes 251 amino acids. The record is from RefSeq and is a predicted model, not a curated record. NCBI's taxonomy places the organism in Eukaryota, Metazoa, Chordata, Actinopteri, Acipenseriformes, Acipenseridae. The transcript has 2 exons.